CGUUUACCCGGGAAUAGUCCUCUAAGAAACUGUUAACAUAUGCUUUCAAGAGACUUUAAAGUCGAUUUGGUCUCGAAGCGUUUAUAAAAAAAUCUGUGUAGGUAAAAUGUCACUGAGUGCCUCGUGUGAAUCGGUCUCUCAGAAGAGGACCCUGUCGAGCCUCCUCGCUGGGCGUGUGGUGAAGAGGCCGAAGCCGGGAGAGGCUGAGAGGCUGCAGGAGGAAACCCUGCAGCUGCUGGAGCAGCAGCAGAGCCUGGGCAGCCUGCUCAGGGAGGCGGGGAAUCCAGAUCUGUGCAACAUUUUCCACGCACAGAAUGGAGAACAGAAACAGACAGGGUGUAAUAGCGUCUCCUCUGCCAUCGCAGGGUCCCUGCUGGUGUGUGAGCUGAGGCGUCAGGCUGCACAGCUGGGGGUCCCGGUGCCGGUGCUGUCAGUGAAGAUGGUGCUGGAGAGACUGAUGGAGAUCAUUGGAGCUGAGGAGGUGAAGCAGCAGCAGGAGGAGGGCAAGAGGAGAGAGCUGCUCACUGCGGCUCAGAGAGAGCAGCUGUGUGUCCUGCUGGAGUCCAGCAGAGAGCUGCUGUCACAGGGAGCCCUCUGCCCCAAGCUGCUGUGGCAGGAGUAUAGGAGAGACCAGAGGCUGCCCCAGCUGGAGGUGGUGUACCAUCUUGACUUCUACAGCAUCGUCACUCUGAAGUACAUCACACAGAGUGAUGAAGGAGUGAGGCUAUGGGGGGUGUCUCAGUUGAAGGCUCUGUGCGCUUGGACACCUCCAACAGGAGAAGAGGAAACCAGACAAGUUCAACAGAAAGUGUUGUCAGCCGUGGUGGGAGUGUUGGUGGGGGCUGGCUUUGAGCAGAGCCCGGAGGCAGCAGACAGGAGGGGGUCUCUGCUGUGCUGCUCAGUGCUGGACCACAUACUCUUCUGGCUUCUGGACACUGUGGAGCAGAGUGAGACGCAGCAGAGUGAGACGCAGCAGUCUGCAGGAGCUGAGCGAUGGAUUCAGAUCUUUGAUGCUUCACUGUGUGGAGUUUCAGCCUCAGUGGAGACCCUGCAGCGUUUCUUCACACACUCACUGACACAGACUCUCACAUACAAGCCUCGACUCACAGUGUCAGACGCCAUCAGUCUGCAGAAUGAGUGGACCUUUGCUAAAGCCAGCCGCUUGCUGACAACUCUUUUCCGUAAGCUGGCAGUGAUGUUCAGUGUGCAGCAGCUGCUGGGUCACCUGCAGCAGGUUCUGGAGACCAACGAGGUGAACUGGAAACACGUGCUGUGCUUCCUCUCCACCCUGCUGGUCUACAACCCCGGGGCCCAGCGCAGCCUGACAGAGCUUCUGUCCAGGCUGCUGAGCUCGGCGUUUGAAGGCUAUGACCUGGAGAACAUGAUCACGCUCUUCCUGUUGGCUCGACAGGGGGCGCUGGAGGGGGCGGCCAUCUUCCCUUCCUACAGCAACUGGUUCAAGAUGUCUUUCGGGGGAGGCAGUGGUUACCAUGCCAGCAGCAAGAAAUCUCUGGUGUUCCUGCUGAAGUUCCUGUCUGACCUGGUGCCCUUUGAACCCCCACAGUACCUCAAGGUUCACGUCCUGCAGCCCCCCUACGUCCCCCUGAAGCACCGCAGCCUCCUGAUGGAGUACGUCUCUCUGGCCAAGACCAGAUUGGCCGACCUCAAAGAGUGUGUGGAGGACAUGGGUCUGUAUGAGGACGUUUCUGGUGCAGGCGGGGCUUCUCUGCAGCCGCAGUGCCAGGCUGUGCAGGACGUGGAGAAGGCGGUGUCUCUGUUUGAGAGCACAGGAAGAAUCUCUGCUACAGUCAUGGAGGCCAGUAUCUUCCGGAGGCCGUACUUCCUGACACGAUUCCUCCCUGCCCUGCUGACAUCGAGAACGCUUCCUGUCAAAGCCGACACUCGCAUGAGUUUCAUAGAAGCUCUGAAAAAGGUGGAUAAGAUCCCUGCUGCUCAGUUCUCCUCCUACGUGGAGUCCUGCCAGAGACACAGGCAGCAGGAGGGAAGUGUGGUGUGUGUGGACACCAAUGAGGACCCUCUGGACGUCCUGAAGGUUCACCUGCAGGAGUUCUCACAACUGGUUGUUGAGGGGAAUGAUGGAGAGAUGUGUGCCCAGCUGUCCAGGAUCUCACACACUCUGAGUGUCAUCUUCCCCGGCCGCCCGAACGAUCUGAUGGGACAGACAGUCGUCAAGCUUCACACACACACUCCUCUUUCCCCUGAGCUCCAUGUCCCAGUGGUCAACAUGAUCCUCAGAAGCUUCUGUCAGUGCCUGUUAGACGCUUCCAGAGAAAACCCUCCUAAUAAACAGAGCCUGUGGGCCUCCAGGUUUGUCAGCGUUCUGCUCAGUAACACGCAGCUCGUCUCCAGCCUUCUGCACAGACUCUGGGACCUGUUUCAUAACCAGGGCUCGUCACUGAGCUCUGCACACUCGCUGGGCCUUUCAGCCUUUGUGGUCCAUCUGCACGCCUCUAUGUCCCACAAUCCUCUGGUGCAGCUGGUCACGCCCAUUUCUCCUGAGCCAGUAUCUGUUGGAGCAGCUCUGAGCUGGGCGCUGGCCUGCAGCUCAGACUCUGACAUGCUGUUCUGUGUCAGGUUGUGUGUGGCAGCUGUGUGUUAUGGGAUGUGCAGAGGGGACUCACUGCCUCAGCAACAACAGCAGGACUACAUCAUAAGCAGCCUCUAUAAGAAGCUUCUGUACCUCAUCCCAAGACUGUUUCCUGAAGCCAGAAGAGCUCGCAUCACUGCUGGAGCUCCGGUGAGUGGACAGACGGAGGAGGAGGAGGAGGAUCUGUCCGGCCUGUGGAACAGAGCCUCACACAGCAGCAGCUGGAGGAACACUGCUUUGCAGCUGUGGAGACACCCAGCGUUCCAACAGCUGCAACACACAGCACAGUACCAGUUAUCGCUCUCAGAAUGGCUGGCCAAUGAGAUCAGAGUACAGAGAAGUGAAGACGCCUUGUCAGACUCCGAACGUCAGGAGUACCAGCAGUGGGCCUGCUCGGAACUCUACCUCCCCCGUGAGGUGGAGCAGGGAGGCUGUGGAGGAGAGACGAGGAUCCUCUGUUCUCAUCUAAUCGACGCCAUCAUGGGCCAGCAGUCAAGCAGCCAACCGACUGUGGAGAAGCUGGAUGAGAGAGCGUCAGAGAGAGGAAGCUGUCUGCCUGACAUCCUGUCCAGGUUACAGGAACUUGUCUAUGACAUGGAGGUGACUGCCCUCUCUGGUUGCCAUGGAAGCAGAUUCGAUAUUUGUAACUUCCUGUUUGAUCUGUUGUCUCAGAGAUGCUCCUUCACAGAGCAGAGCAUCAGCACUGCGCUCCGCUUACAACACACACUCAACGCAUGGAACAGAGUACUGCUGGCUCUCCCAGCAGUGUUAUUCCUGAAAGUGAAGUCUGAUAGAGGGAGGGAAACUGUUGAUUGUUGCUUGCUGAUGGAACAUCUCAACCUGCAUCAGAGGAAUGUGUGUUCUCCAGUCGGCCUGCUGUCCUUCAAUCUGACAUCACACUUCCUGAGGGGUGUGUUGUGUGCCAGUGUGCGCUGUGGGCACUCGAGGGAAGAAGUGAACAAAGCCUGGUCUCAGAUCAGUGUGCACUGUCCUCUGCUCCUGCUCUCCACCUUGCACUGGUGGCAGCGUCUCUCUCCCCUGCUGUCCUCCCUGUGGCGUGGUCUCACUGAUGGAGAGCCUCUCCCAGAGCAGCUGCAGCUCCUCACUGUGUGUCAGAGCUGGGCCUGCAGUCUAGAGAAGGGCCCGCCCCCCCCGGUUCCUGCAGCUGCUGCUCUACUGCUGGCUGCCAGUCUGCACGGGGCCUGGCAGGGCCGUGGGGGCCCCAACCAGGGCCUCAGUGCUUCCCUGCGAGAAGAGGGGGGCACGCGGAGUCAACAGGUUCUAGUUUUCCUGCUCUUCCUGUGUGUAAAGGAUCAUCUGUCAUCCCUCCUGUAUCCUGAGGAGAAGAAGAACCAGAGAGCUGCAGACUUCUGCACAGAGCUCCUGGGUGUGUUAGUGGACUCUGCUGACUGGCUGCUCCUCUUCAAAUCAGACGAUCAAGGUAUUUACCAGUCCAUCACCAUGGUAACAUCAGAUGAGUUUACCCGACUGAUGCCUUGGGCCUUUUUCAGCCUGCUGCUCCAGCAGAGUGCCGAGCUGCUGCACAGAGCUGUGUGUUGCCCUCUCUUCCUCCACACCACUGUCCUCUGCUACAUCCGGCUGCUGCAGCUUUUCCUGGAGGGACACACACUUCCCCCCGCUGACCAUCAGCCUUUUCAGAUGGUGAGCCACAGUAAGCAGUUUCUCCUGAGAACCAUCGCACAGACACCCCCCACAGCUCUGUCCAGCAGCCAACUCAGACAGCUGGAGGCCCAGGUGUCAGCGCUGGAUCCAGAGGUGUGGGCAGCUCUCUCUGUGCAGCUGGACCCCGACAGCCCGGAGAUGGAUUUCCUCUGAAGCUGCCCCCCUCCCUCCUGCAGCUUUGGAGGUGUCUCUCUGGAUCUGUUCUCAUGUUCUCCUACUUGACAUUUACAGGAACAUGUUCAUCUUGUUCACAUUUGACCAGUUAACACUCAUGUGGAAAAAAACAUUUUUAUUUAUUUUUGUAUACACAAUGAACGCACACAGGACUUUAUAAUACACAAACAUCUGAAGCCCUUCCACUGUUUACAAUACAGAUUCAAGCAUUGUAAUAACUUAAAAUGGUGAAAAAUCAAAUAGUUAUUGGAAGUCAUCCUGUGUGAGGAAGUUACACAAGAGCAUCACAAUAUUUUCAGCAAACCAAACCGUUGCAUUAAAGGACUGCAUUUAUGUCGGUCACACAGUGGUUUAUAUGCGACUCAGCUAUCAAUAAACUGUGUGAUGCAUAAUGUCCAGUCAUCAGAUCUGUAACAGGCACCAGGAGUAGUUUUCAAGUUAUAAUCCUUCAGAUUGUAACAAAAUCAAACCUGUUCUAAUAUUCAUUUGAUGCCAUUUUUUUCAUUCUGUAAUUAAAAAGUUAGGUUUGUUGCUGGAUUGUAAUUGGCCGCCUCUGAAACGAUGCAGCAUGCCUUACUGCUUCA
This is a messenger RNA of Eleginops maclovinus (Patagonian blennie), 5049 nucleotides long. RefSeq names its product Fanconi anemia group A protein-like. The transcript is spliced from 42 exons. Gene Ontology annotation, biological process: interstrand cross-link repair. Bases 107 to 4444 code for a protein of 1445 amino acids. The record is from RefSeq and is a predicted model, not a curated record. Gene Ontology annotation, cellular component: Fanconi anaemia nuclear complex. Lineage: Eukaryota; Metazoa; Chordata; Actinopteri; Perciformes; Eleginopidae.